Oncorhynchus nerka (sockeye salmon) is the source of this 3657-nucleotide messenger RNA. Its product is annotated as annexin A3. The record is from RefSeq and is a predicted model, not a curated record. Bases 109 to 1083 code for a protein of 324 amino acids. The transcript has 13 exons. Gene Ontology annotation, cellular component: cytoplasm. NCBI's taxonomy places the organism in Eukaryota, Metazoa, Chordata, Actinopteri, Salmoniformes, Salmonidae. Gene Ontology annotation, molecular function: calcium ion binding; phospholipase inhibitor activity; calcium-dependent phospholipid binding.
GCUCAGGUAAAGGUGUGGUACUCCGUGGAAGAUUUCUGCUGUUGACUAUUGUGUUGAGUGGUAGCUAAACUUCAGAUACAGACAUCACUGGUCCACAUCACCAUUGAAAUGGCAACUGUAUGGACCGGGGAGAGAGGGAGCAUCAAGCCCAAGGCAGGUUUCAACGCAAAGGAUGACGCUGUGGCUCUCAGAAAGGCCAUGAAGGGACUAGGUACAAAUGAGAAGACCUUAAUAGAUGUUCUAACUCAGAGGAGUAGUGGUCAACGUCAGCUCAUCUGUAAAGCUUACCAAGAAGAAGCCCCUGGCAAGACUUUGGUGGAGGACUUAGAAGGGGACAACCAUGGUCACUUUGAGGACCUGCUGGUCGCGCUGGUCACGCCCCCUGCCAUCUAUGACUGCCAGGAAGUCACCAAUGCCAUGAAGGGAGUUGGGACUAAAGACAGUGUCUUAAUAGAAAUCUUCGCCACAAGAUCCAACAAACAAAUUAAAGAGAUUUCUGAUUGCUAUUUAAAACAAACUGAGAAGAAGUUGACCUUGGACCUGAAGAAGGAGACUUCUGGAGAAUUUGCUAAAGCUAUUCUCAUUCUGGCCGAGGGCAAGCGGGAUGAAAACACACAAGUGGAUGCAGCCAAGGCCAAAGAGGAUGCUAAGACUCUUUACAACGCGGGGGAGAAGAAGUGGGGGACAGACGAGUCCAAGUUCAUCGACAUCCUGUGUCAGAGAAGCAUACCUCAACUCAGACAAACUCUGGUGGAAUACAAGAACAUCAGUGGGAAGAGUCUGCAGGAGAGCAUCGAGGGAGAGAUGUCUGGGGAUCUAGAGGAGCUACUGGUGGCCAUUGUGAAAUGUGUGAAGAAUGUCCCAGCAUACCUAGCUGAACGCCUGCAUCAAGGCAUGAAGGGCGGAGGAACGGAUGAGUGUACCCUGAACCGUAUCAUGGUCAGCCGGUCAGAGAUAGACAUGCUGGACAUCAGAGCAGAGUUCAAGAAGCUUUAUAGCUAUUCUCUGCACUCUGCCAUCGAGUCGGAUACAUCUGACUUCUAUGGGGACUGUCUCAAGAAGAUCUGUGGAGGGGACGAUUAACAAUGUAACACUAUGGAGGGGACGACUAAGACAGUAACACAACACUGCAGCCAGAAGAUGCCUGUGUAUCAUACUGGUGCUACUACUGCUACUACUACUACUAAUUCUACUACUAUUACCCACUAAUAUUACUAAUACUACUACUACUACUACCCACUAAUAUUACUACUACUACUACUACUACCCACUAAUAUUACUACUACUACUACUACCCACUAAUAUUACUAAUACUACUACUACUACUACCCACUAAUAUUACUACUACUAUUACUACUACCCACUAAUAUUACUACUACUACUACUACUACCCACUAAUAUUACUAAUACUACUACUACUACCCACUAAUAUUACUAAUACUAUUACUACUACCCACUAAUAUUACUACUACUACUACUACUACUACCCACUACUACUACUACUACUACUACUACUACUAUUACUACUACUACUACUACUACUACUACUACCCACUAAUAUUACUAAUACUACUACUACUACUACCCACUAAUAUUACUAAUACUAUUACUACUACCCACUAAUAUUACUAAUACUAUUACUACUACUACCCACUAAUAUUACUACUACUACUACUACCCACUAAUAUUACUACUACUAUUACUACUACCCACUAAUAUUACUACUACUACUACUACUACCCACUAAUAUUACUACUACUACUACUACUACCCACUAAUAUUACUAAUACUAUUACUACUACCCACUAAUAUUACUACUACUACUACUACUACCCACUAAUAUUACUACUACUACUACUACUACCCACUAAUAUUACUACUACUACUACUACUACCCACUAAUAUUACUAAUACUACUACUACUACCCACUAAUAUUACUAAUACUAUUACUACUACCCACUAAUAUUAUUACUACUACUACUACUACUACCCACUACUACUACUACUACUACUACUACUACUAUUACUACUACUACUACUACUACUACUACCACUACUACUACUACCACUACUACUGCUACUACCAUCACUUUUACUGAGCUACCUUCCUCUCAGUUUACCAUUGCAAUAUACAGUACUGGAUCGUGUUCAUUAGCCACCUGAUCUGAAUAUAUAUACUGAAAAAGGGAGGGACUAGAUGGACCAAUAAGAAACACUCAUUGUCAUUUUCUGUUGCAAUGCCCUAAUGAACAUGACCCUACUCUCUUCCUACCAAAUCUACUCAUCUUAUAGACUUUUCAAUUAAUAUUUUAGAUUAGCUGUUGGUAGUAGGGAAUCAUUGUAAAUCAGUGCUGUGUUUGAUUUUGCGUGACGGCAGUUCUGUUCUGUUUUUAUCUCUCUAGUCUGAUAGCCACAAGUCUGAUAGCCACACGUCUGAUAGCCACACGUCUGAUAGCCACAAGUCUGAUAGCCACACGUCUGAUAGCCACACGUCUGAUAGCCACACGUCUGAUAGCCACACGUCUGAUAGCCACAAGUCUGAUAGCCACACGUCUGAUAGCCACACGUCUGAUAGCCACACGUCUGAUAGCCACAAGUCUGAUAGCCACAAGUCUGAUAGCCACACGUCUGAUAGCCACACGUCUGAUAGCCACACGUCUGAUAGCCACACGUCUGAUAGCUACAAGUCUGAUAGCCACAAGUCUGAUAGCCACACGUCUGAUAGCUACACGUCUGAUAGCCGCGGGGAAGUCUGAUAGCCAUGGAGAAUAUGAAAACCUCUGUGGGGGAGAUGAUGAAUGACACAAAUCCAACACCACUUGUCUCUCUAUGUUUCCUUGUAUUUGAUUCAGCAAACGAUGUACUGCAUGUGUGCAAUCAAACUUCCCCGUGGCUAUCAAACUUCCCCGUGGCUAUCAAACUUCCCCGUGGCAAUCAAACUUCCCCGUGGCUAUCAAACUUCCCCGUGGCUAUCAAACUUCCCCGUGGCUAUCAAACUUCCCCGUGCUGUACCUGCAUUUUAUGACAUGAUUCUAAUUUAUAUAAAUAAAAACAUCUCAUUAAGAAGGAGAUACUGUACUAAAUACCAGAAUUUUUCCAACACGUUACGGAAUGUUCUAGAAUGUUCUUUAAAGACACAGAGAUCUGUGGUAAGUGAUAUGUGCUGUAUGUAAUUUACACUCACCACUAGAGGUCCCCAUUGAUUCACACAGAAGCAGGAGAUGCCAUGUGAGUGAAGCAUAGGGUCUCUGAUAUAAAGGCACGGUAGAGUUUAUAGAUGAAGCAUAGGGUCUCUGAUAUAAAGGCACGGUAGAGUUUAUAGAUGAAGCAUAGGGUCUCUGAUAUAAAGGCACGGUAGAGUUUAUAGAUGAAGCAUAGGGUCUCUGAUAUAAAGGCACGGUAGAGUUUAUAGAUGAAGCUUACAGCCAAAAGCUGCCAUAUGUCAAAACGAUUUAUUCAAGUAAAUACAGUCAUUUAUUUUUCAAACUUGGCAUUUAAUGACUCUUUCAUCUUCAAUGACUGUGAAACUAUAGAAUGAAUGUUUGAUGGGAACGGUAUCCUUCUCGUCCUUCUUUCAAGUUGAUGUCCAGCACUGUGUGACUCUUGGCUAUGUUUUGUCAUUUUUCAUUGUCAUUUUGUUAAAUUUUCCCACACGC